CUGCAAGGCCAGAGGAAAGCUCUGAUCAUGUGUAGUUGAUGCUGUCUGUUAAUGGCAUGCGAUAUGUCUCCUCCAGGCUCACUGCGUUCCUCCAGGGAGAGAGGACAGGAGAAUGUAUUGGUGAUGACUGAUAUUGUGUUUCUCCUCCAGGCUCAGACUGCGUUCCUCCAGGGAGAGAGGAAAGGACAGGAGAAUGUAUUGGUGAUGACUGAUAUUGUGUUUCUCCUCCAGGCUCAGACGGCGUUCCUCCAGGGAGAGAGGAAAGGACAGGAGAACCUGAAGAAGGACCUGGUUAGGAGGAUCAAGAUGCUGGAAUACGUUCUCAAACAGGAGAGGGCCAAGUACCACAAGUUAAAAUAUGGAACAGAGUUGAACCAAGGAGACAUGAAACCUCCCAGCUAUGAGUCUACAAAAUACCUUUUCUCCCCAGAUGAGGUGAAUGAGAAUGAGGCCCCUGGCUCUCUGAACAACCAGUUGUCCUGGAAACAAGGUCGUCAGCUCCUCCAGACAGUAUCUUCAGGAGGUGGGUUACACCGACACCAUCCUGGAUGUGAAGGCUCAGAGGGUGCAAACCCUGCUGGCUAUGGCUGGAGCCGGAGGGGUCGACCCGGGGAGAGGACCGGGCCAGAGACCCCUCUGGUCAACGGGACAGACACCGUACCUAAAGGCACCGACACUGGAGGAGGGAAGACUGAGGUGUCUGAGUCCAGUGUUGUGCCGGACACCUUCAGGUUCUACUGUGAUGAAGACGAUGAUGAAGAUGGUGCAGGGUUGGAUCGGACUGUCAUGGAACAGACAGGACCGACGGGGACCAUGGUGAGGAAGAAGCCACCAUCGUCAUCAUCACCGACCCUCAAUAUGGACACUAGUGAGGACCCGGACGCAGAGGACGCACUGAAAGGCUUCGACUUCCUGUCCAGCCCUGACAACAUGGACACAUCGCCUGAGUCCCGCAGCUGGGGACGGGACGGACUGGGAGAAGGAGGAGCAGUCUGCUAUGUCAGAGGCGUGGGACGUGGACCAGGGUUUGAUAACCAAACUCAAGGAGGAGUACAGGAAGGAGCGCAAGGGGAAGAAGGGGGGAAAGAGACCUAACCGGUCUAAGCUCCAGGACAUGCUGGCCAACCUGAGGGACCAAGAGGACAUGAGUCCCAGAGAACCCUCCUCUUCCACCCAGGCCCGCUCCAACGCACCCAGGCUCAACGAGCAGCACCAGGACAACCGCUCGGACGAAGGUACACACCUGUUUGUGUC
This is a messenger RNA of Oncorhynchus keta (chum salmon), 1254 nucleotides long. RefSeq names its product striatin-like. The transcript has 8 exons. Bases 52 to 1095 code for a protein of 347 amino acids. The record is from RefSeq and is a predicted model, not a curated record. NCBI's taxonomy places the organism in Eukaryota, Metazoa, Chordata, Actinopteri, Salmoniformes, Salmonidae. Gene Ontology annotation, molecular function: protein-containing complex binding; armadillo repeat domain binding; calmodulin binding. Gene Ontology annotation, cellular component: dendrite.